AUGAGGGAAGAAGGAUUCGAUUUGUACCCCCUGGAAGAGGGCGCACUCAUAGGCCACAUAAACAUUGACGAGGAGAUAAAUAAGAAAACGAAAACAUAUUUAAGUAUGUCUCUAAAAUACAUUCGUGAGAAGAAACUGAAAAGUUGUGAAGAGUACCUAAGUGGUGUACUACCCGCUCUUAAGGAACACCCAUUUGAACACCUAACUUUAAUAACCAUAAAAAUAUAUUGUAAUUUAAGAUUGAAUAAUUAUCGUCUCGUUUCAAGUGACCUCAGUAUGAUUGGUCCUUUAGAUAAAAACAUUUAUAACUUUGAAAACGUCACAUCGAAAUAUAAGAAAAAAAGUGGCUCCAUGGUUUCUUUCCUUCUUAGACUGAUCAACUGCUACUACCCCUACACUCUUAAUUUGUAUUUCACAUCCUUCGAUCGCCUCUAUCUCCUAAUUCUUCAUUAUGAGAAGUUUCUCCAUGAAUGCACCGCUCAGGUGGGAACAUAUACUGGGCAGAACGAUGACUCUUCGAGGUUCCCCCAUACAGAGAUCGUACAUGAGGAUGGUGGCCAUGGUGAAGUCUUCCUGCUGACACAAAAACGGAAGGUUAUCUUGCAGAACAUCGCAGUGGCCUGCUAUGUUCUCUGUGAUCUCUUGCUUAAGAAAAAUUACAUCGAGCAAGCCAUCAACCUCUUGAAGGAAAAAAUACUGCGAUACGAUGCAGGCCACAUUGUCACCAUAUCUUUCAUUGGAAAAUUAUAUUUACUUAUGGGGGCAUUGGAUUCCGCGGCGAGGUCUUUCGACUUGGUUGAGCGCCUAACCGGGGAGUCCAAUUCUUUCACAGGAGAAGGAGUUCCUCAGAAUGCCACAGCGCGAGUACACACCUUAACAAAUGCGGCUUUCUUUAAUCUCUACCUGGAGGAUUACGCAUCUGCAUUAGACAAAAUAAUAUCAAUCCCCCCGAAUAUCCAAGGGGAGCAAAGUAGAGGAGAAUAUAUGACCAACGACUACGCCAUAUAUUGCAACAACCUCGCAGUCACUUACUUUUUUAACAAUGAUCUGGAGAAAUCGAUUAAAACUCUGGAAGAGACUGUCAGCAAGGACCAGGGCAAUGCAUACCCCUCGCUUGUAAAAAAUUUAAACCUCUUGUACGAGUUCACCAAUGUGAAAGGGCACUUCAAAUGA
Plasmodium knowlesi strain H is the source of this 1173-nucleotide messenger RNA. RefSeq lists its product as uncharacterized. The record is from RefSeq and is a predicted model, not a curated record. The coding region runs from base 1 to 1173 and encodes 390 amino acids. Gene Ontology annotation, molecular function: protein binding. NCBI's taxonomy places the organism in Eukaryota, Apicomplexa, Aconoidasida, Haemosporida, Plasmodiidae. The transcript has a single exon.